This is a messenger RNA of Salvia splendens (bonfire salvia), 2601 nucleotides long. RefSeq names its product protein PHOX1. The transcript has 3 exons. The coding region runs from base 113 to 2233 and encodes 706 amino acids. NCBI's taxonomy places the organism in Eukaryota, Viridiplantae, Streptophyta, Magnoliopsida, Lamiales, Lamiaceae. Gene Ontology annotation, molecular function: protein binding. The record is from RefSeq and is a predicted model, not a curated record.
CCUAAUUUGGAUUGAUGCAUUUCAAGAAUCUUGUCUCAAUCAAAUUAUUAGGGUUAGGGGAAAUAUCGAAUUGGGAAUUGCUAGAAGAUAGUGUUUAAAUUUUGGUUUCACGAUGGAGAAUCAGAGUGAAAGAGACAAGGGCGUUCAUGGCGAUAAAUGGCGAGAGCUAAUUGCGAGGCAUAAUAUCCAGAGGCCUUAUAACAGCCAGAGACCUUAUGAUAUAGAUACAGUUGCAUUCAUGUCCAUGGCUCAAAAACUGAAAGAGGAUGGCAAUAGGCUUUUCCAAAAGAGGGAUUAUGGGGGUGCCAUCUUAAAAUAUGAGAAAUCGAUCAAGUUGCUCCCGGACUUCCACGCGGAUAUGGCGUAUCUCAGGAGCAACAUGGCCGAAUGCUAUAUGCAGUUGGGCGUGCCCGACUAUCCGCGGGCGAUACACGAGUGUAACUUGGCUCUUAUGGUCAUCCCCAACUACUGCAAGGCCCUCUUGAAGAGAGCUAGGUGUCAUGAGACUUUGCACAGGCCUGAUUUGGCACUUAGGGAUAUUAGAUUAGUGUUGAGGUCGGAGCCGAACAAUCUCAUGGCUUGUGAGAUUGAGGAGAGGUUGAGGAGAGUGUUUGAGAGGCAGGGGUCGAGGCUUUGCGAUAUCCCCGUUGAUUUGGUUCCAAUGCCUGAUUACACUGAUUCGCCUUCCUCAAGUUCGAGUGAGAGCAGGGGUGGUUAUAAUGAGAGAGAGUUGAAGGGAAAAUUUGAGGAACGAACUGCUAGUUCGAUCUUUAUUAGGGCACUUACUAGUAGUCGAGCUGAGAAGAAUUCGGAAGAUAAGGUGGUUGUUGAGGUAGAGAAACUUAGGAGUAGUGAAGAGGAGCUGAAGAGAACAGUGAAGUUAGUGUUUAAGGAAGACAUUAGAUGGACUCAGAUUCCUGUCAAGUGCGAUAUUUUGAAGCUGAGGCAGAUCAUUGCUGAGCGAUUUCCUUCCUCAAAGGCCGUCAGGGUCAAGUAUAAGGAUCAAGAAGGCGAUAUGGUGACAAUCAGCACUACAGAGGAGAUGAGGCUGGUUGAAUCGUCUGCAGAUAAUGCCCCGAUAAAGCUUCAUGUUAUUGAAGUCAGCCCGGAUCAAGAUCCGUUGUUUAGGAAGUUGAGGCAGGAAAAGAUGGAGAAGAAGCAGGCGAGCACAAGUGGAAAGGAGGCGAAAUCAAAGGAGGUGAUGAGUAGUGAAUCAAGUUGUAUCAGUGAUUGGAUAAUUCAGUUUGCUCAGUUCUUCAAGAACCAUGUUGGUUUUGACAUUGAUGCUUACAUAGAUCUCCAUGAGCUGGGAGUGAAGCUCUACUCGGAAGCAAUGGAAGAAACGGUCACUAGUGACGAGGCCCAAGGCCUUUUCACUGUUGCUGCAGAUAAGUUCCAAGAGCUGGCUGCUUUAGCCAUGUUCAAUUGGGGUAAUGUUCAUAUGUCAAGGGCGAGGAAGAAAGUGUACUUCACGGAUGAUUCGUCCAGGCAAUCUGUGCUCGAACAAAUCAAGACUGCUUUUGAUUACGCGCAGAAGGAGUUCAGCAUAGCAGGAAAGAGAUAUGAAGAGGCUUUGAAAAUCAAACCAAAUUUCUAUGAGGCUGUUCUAGCCCACGGGCAGGGGCAGUUUGAGCAAGCAAAGCUUUCUUGGUAUUAUGCUGUCGCGACAGAGGCAAAUAUAGAGUCGUGGCCUUCGGGAGAAGUUCUUAUGCUUUACAACAAUGCAGAGGAAAACAUGGAGAAGGGAAUGCAGAUGUGGGAAGACCAGCAAGAGCAGCGUAUGGCGGAGCUCCAUAAGGAAAAUAACAUUGAAAGUUUAUUGCAGAGAAUGAAGCUCGAUAACUUGUUCAAACUGGUAUCCGCAGACGAACUGGAGGAACAGGCUAACAACAUUAGAUCCCAGAUAUUCGUAUUGUGGGGUACCAUGUUGUACGAAAGAUCGGUCAUGGAAUACAAACUAGGACUUCCUGUUUGGCAAGAAUGUUUGGAGGUCUCUGUUGAGAAAUUUGAACAAGCUGGAGCUUCUUCGGCUGACAUUGCUGUCAUGAUCAAGAACCAUUGCUCUAAUGACACAGGAUUGGAAUGUUGUGGUUUCAACAUCGAUGAGAUAGUACAAGCAUGGAACGAAAUGUAUGAAGCGAAAAAAUGGCAGAGAAACAUCUCUUCCUUCCGAUUGGAGCCACUUCUCCGAAGACGUGUUUCAAAACUUUAUACUGCCCUCGAAAGUGCAUAGAAGGAAUGUGUCCACAGAGAGUAACAUAUUACUCAACUGAACAGCUUCAUUGGGCUUAUCUCAUACAUCAAGAGUCUUUGUUUAUUGUCCAGGAACAGAGCGUUGAUCGCGCUCGUUUUGGCUAAUGAGAGCAAGAUGUGACGACAGAGUGAAGCCUACAAGUGUUCCAGUUUGGAGGGAUUGUUGCAGAGAAUCAAGUGAUGCUUUUUUGCUAAGAGUGAUUUUUUUAAUGCUUUUGGUGUUAUAUACGUUUCUCUGCAUUUCCAGUGGGGAACUAUCAUAGAACAAUGCUUAUCUCUCAGACUUGAUGUAUAGAGGUCAUUCUGAAUCAUGACAUUUUUUCUGUAUAUUUAAAAUAUGCACUUUUU